AUGCAGCCCCAUGAUGAUCCGCUAGUAGUAACUGUAACAGUGGCCAACCAUAUGAUCCACAGAAUUCUGGUGGACAAUGGAAGCUCGGCUGAUAUACUGUACUGGCCAGUUUUUAAACAAAUGGGUAUCGAUCGUGACAGGAUCACACCAUUUAGCUCUCCCCUGGUUGGAUUUGCAGGAGAGCAGGUCCAGCCAAUUGGUCUUAUUUCACUCCCUGUAACGGCAGGAACAGCACCUAAGCAGAAAACUGUGAUGGUAGAUUUUUUGGUUAUCGACCGACCAGGUGCCUACAAUGCCAUUGUUGGUAGACCUGCUUUGAAUAAGUUGAAGGCCGCAACUUCGCCAUACCAUUUGAUGAUGAAGUUCCCCACAGAAGAAGGAGUCGGAGAAGUGAAGGGAGAUCAGACCCAGGCGAGAAGGUGUUACAAUACGUCUCUCAGGAGGGUCUCGGAUCCGACUCCUAUUGUAAUUGGUACAGUAGGUGGAAAUAACAGGAAUGACCCAAAAGGGGAACCAGCUGAACCUCUGGAGGAUGUGGUAAUAAUUGGAGACAAGACUUUGAAGAUUGGGACACAGCUCAGUCCCAAAAUCCGAGACGGCCUUGUCAUUUUCCUAAGAAGAAAUUUAGAGGUUUUUGCGUGGACUCACGAAGAUAUGCCAGGAAUUGAUCCUGAAGACAUCCUUCACCAGCUAAAUGUGGAUCCAAGUGUGAAACCAGUAAAACAAAAAAGAAGAAAGUUCGCUCCUGAACGGAAUGAGGCCAUAGCAGAAGAAGUAGAGAAACUUCUCAAAGCUCGUUUCAUUGAAGAAGUAUACUAUCCCGAUUGGUUGGCUAACGUAGUAUUGGUCAAGAAGUCCAAUGGGAAAUGGAGGAUGUGUGUAGAUUUCACUGACCUCAAUAAGGCCUGCCCAAAAGAUAGUUUUCCAUUACCUCGCAUCGAUGCAUUGGUGGACUCAACAGCUGGAUACGGUUUACUCAGCUUCAUGGACGCCUUCUCUGGAAACAGAAAACAAAAUGCAAACUACACAACACCAAGCAGCACUAAAAACCUCUCCAAAAGAGAAGCCAGCCUACAAUAA
This is a messenger RNA of Corylus avellana, 1080 nucleotides long. The record is from RefSeq and is a predicted model, not a curated record. NCBI's taxonomy places the organism in Eukaryota, Viridiplantae, Streptophyta, Magnoliopsida, Fagales, Betulaceae.